Molecule: messenger RNA, 1716 nt
Organism: Poecilia latipinna (sailfin molly)
Lineage: Eukaryota; Metazoa; Chordata; Actinopteri; Cyprinodontiformes; Poeciliidae
Gene: kncn
Product: kinocilin
Exons: 5
Coding region: 359-811 (150 amino acids)
Source: RefSeq, a predicted model, not a curated record
CCCUGUGUUUUUCCACAAACGGAGCUCAUGAUACCGGAUGCUCUGGUCGAGGAUUGUGAUCAGAUUUAAGGGAGAAUUCCCUGUCAUACGAGUCAGGGCUUCUUCAACUGUCCUAAUUUCCAGCUGCAAUAGAAACCAGAUCUCCACUUUAAAGAUUCAUGAGAUCCCUUACGAAACAGAGGACAGUCUAAACCAGGGAAAGUGUUUCUGUGUCAGAGAGAGCGAUGCACGAGUAUGGGAGUGGCUGUUGGUGGAAGUCAGAGCCUGAGCUGAGGCAGAGUUUGGUUCCCCAGUUAUUACCUGGGCUGUAAAAGAGUGUGUGGGUGAGUGUGGCAGGUGGGGGACCUCCACCUGCUGAAUGAACCCUGUUAGCAUCGGGCAGUACCAUGGGCUACGAGUGGGCUCAGCCCUGUUUGCCAUUGUUGCCGGCUGCAUCAUCAUCGGGGUGUCCAGGGAAUGUGAUGCUGAUGCUGUAGGAGGAAUCUUCCUGGGAGCUGGAGGCCUCGGCUUGCUCAUUUCAAUCUAUCCCUUCGUAAAAGCUUGGCUGAAUAUCAACAACAUCCUGCCAUCUUUUGGAAACUUCAGAGUUCACCCCACUGUGGCUAACGCUGAUCAGCCGGCUGAGACACUGAGACGAGAGGGCACUCAGAGUCAACUCCAACUGGAGCGCUCAAAGAGUCGAAUGGGAACCUUCGUGGAGGGAGGACCAGCUGCUGAGCCCAAUCCAGAGGAGGGGACUUCUUCAGACAUGCCAGAUGUCUUAUCGAGACGGAAAAUGAAACAGUCACCCACUGCUCAAGACCUUCCGUGAUGUCAUCAUGUCACAUGACUCCACCAACAACUCUCCCCUGGCAGCAGUAUUCUUUAAUCAACUGUUGUUAAAGCUCAACCGCAGAUUGCAGUUCCCUCUUUUUAUAUGAAUGAUGUGGUCUAAUAAACCUACAAAAACUAAAUCCAUAUUAUUUAUUUUUUUUUUAGAUUUGUUAGAGUUAAAUCUCGAAACCUGUGAUGGAGGUGAAGCUCAUUUGUAGGGGGCUUGCGUGAUGUUAAGAGUAGAAUUAAAUUGAAGGUUAGUUCCUUCAUAAAGGCAAAGCAAAGUGCGUGUGUUGUCACAAACAGCGAUAUGUAAUACGUUCACACGGUGACCUGCUCCCCCACCGUGCGACAUAAUGAGCAUAUUCAGGACGACGCAGGGAGAACAGCUGCUGCUUGGAAGGUGGUGAUGGUAGGAAGGCUGCUGUCUCACAAUAAAACAUGGCGCGCUGUGAGGAUGAAUGAUGCAGAGUUGCGUUGAUAAGGCUUAACCAACAGGUACCUGAGGAUUCAGCAGUGCCUUAAUGGUUGCCGGCAGCUUUAUUGUGAGACUUCAAACAAGAAUGCCUCACCAUGCAAUCCUCCUGCGUCACCGAGGGCAACCAUGAAUGCGCAUGUGAAGAACAUUACAGUAUUCAGGGCUUUUGUUCAAUCAGUUGACAAGAAAGCAUGUCAGUGUAGAAUUGCAUGGUGAUUACUAAAAUACACCAAAACAGACCCGUUUUAAGUACAAAGCGUUUAAUCAGGUUAAGCUGUCAUCUGUUUUUCUUUUCAUUGCUAUUUUACUGUCAGUAAUUUCAGAUUGCCUGGACUAAAAACUUACCUUUAGGUUGAUAUAAAACAUUUACUAGUUUAAUGUGUCCUGGUGCAGGUCGGCUUAUUAAUAAAUUUGAUUUAACUUAA